This is a messenger RNA of Hibiscus syriacus, 3041 nucleotides long. RefSeq names its product BTB/POZ domain-containing protein NPY2-like. The record is from RefSeq and is a predicted model, not a curated record. Gene Ontology annotation, molecular function: protein binding. NCBI's taxonomy places the organism in Eukaryota, Viridiplantae, Streptophyta, Magnoliopsida, Malvales, Malvaceae.
GAGAAAGCCGAGUGUCAGCAUUUUGGCGUGCAUUACUGAGCUUGAUGUUGAGUGUGUUAAUGCUUACCCCUUUCUCCCAAAAACCCAAUGAAACUAGACUACUUUCUUCACCAAUAUUGAUAAACAGAAAUACCCAAAGCAACAAAGUUGAAGUUUUUGGGUUUGUGUUCAAAGGAAAGUCAUAGUAUUGCCAGUACAAAUAAAACCCUGAUUAAAAAAAAAACAUUUGCCAACAUCUUUGGCUUUUUCUCCAACACUGAAUCUUGUUUGAAUGUUGUUCUUUUUAUAGUUUCUGGUUCUUUUUUGUGGGUUUUCGUGUGUAAAUUUCAUUACUUCCUCCAUUUGACACAAAUUUGUUGCAAUGGUGGUGUAAAAUUCCUGUGAUUUCAGACUUCAACGGUAAUAUAUACAUAUUAUAUAUGUAUAUAUUAUUAGUAUAUGUCAAGUUUGGAACUUGAAGCUUUAAAGGGCCUUAAAAGGUCUUGGUGAUGUGAAUCUUUUAUGUACUUUUUUAAGAGGGGGAAGCAAAGGAACGGGAGUAAUCAGUGAAAAGAGUCUGUUGUUUAUGUCUCCUAAGCCGACCGAGUGCGCCCGGACUCGGUGGGCUUUGCAGUCAACAAAGGAAACAACCUCUUCCAUGGCUCUCUUGCCAUUCAAGAGAACCUUUUCCUAAAUUAUCACUCAAAAUCCCCCAUUUCUCCAGUUAUCUCUCUCUCUCUCUCUUAUUCAGACCCUCCCCUGCCUCGAUUGCUUUCCUAGCAUAUAUCCCUUCCCUUCUUCUGGAUCAGUCUUCGGUCUUUAGAAUCACCGAAAGCUGAUUGAAUUAGGAAAGCUUGGUCCCCACAGCUGGGGCAUUGGUUACCACUUCUGGUAACUUUUCGUUGAGUUGGUGUUAUGUUUCAUUCGUUAUGCAAGUAGCUAGCUGAGUGCCUGGUGUUUGAUUCAUUUGUAAUAGGAUCUUAGUAACCGUUUGAGGUUUUAGAGAGUGAAGGGGUUCUUUUGUUUGCCAAUAUGAAGUUUAUGAAGCUUGGAUCGAAGCCGGAUACAUUUCAGAGCGAUGGGAACAAUGUGAGGUACGUGGCAAAUGAGCUCGCAACCGAUGUCACUGUCACUGUAGGGGAUGUUAAGUUUUAUCUGCACAAGUUUCCUCUUCUGUCAAAAAGUGCAUGCUUGCAAAAGUUGGUUGCAAGUGGUAAUGAGGAAAACAAUGAUGAAGUUCAGAUUUCCGACAUUCCCGGAGGUCCAACUGCCUUUGAGAUAUGUGCCAAAUUUUGUUAUGGCAUGACUGUCACCCUUAAUGGUUACAAUGUUGUCACUGCGCGAUGUGCAGCCGAGUACUUAGGAAUGCAUGAGACCAUUGAAAAAGGGAACCUAAUUUACAAGAUUGACGUCUUCCUCAACUCCAGCAUCUUCCACAGCUGGAAAGAUUCGAUCAUUGUUCUUCAGACCACGAAAUCUAUGUUACCAUUAUCCGAGGAAUUGAAGGUGGAUGGUCUUUGCAUCGAUGCUAUAGCUACCAAGGCUUGCAGUGAUGUUUCCAAGGUUGAUUGGUCCUACACUUAUAACCGGAAGAAGCUCCCAGAGGAAAACGGGAACGAUCCGAACUCUAAUGGUUUCAGAAGCCCUGUGCCAAAGGACUGGUGGGUCAAGGAUUUGUGUGAACUCGAAAUAGAUUUGUAUAAGCGUGUCAUAAUGAAUAUUAAAACAAAAGGAAUACUGUCUCAUGAAGUGAUCGGAGAAGCUUUGAAAGUUUAUUCUUACAGAAGGUUGCCCGGUUUUAGUAAGGGUGUGAUCCAUUCUUGGGAUGUCUUUAAGUAUAGGUCAAUGGUUGAUACAAUUGUUUGGUUGUUGCCUGCGGAGAAAGGAAGUGUAUCUUGCAGUUUCUUGUUGAAGUUAUUGGAAGCAGCCAUCAUUGUUGACUCGGGAGAAAUGGCUCAGGAACAACUGGUAAGGCAAAUAGGACAGCAACUGGAGGAGGCUUCUGUAAACGAUCUUUUGAUACGAGCAGGUGAAGGAGAAGAUGUGAUGUACGAUGUUGAUACGGUAAAGAAAAUGGUGAAAGAGUUUCUGAUGCAAGAUCAGAAUGCUGAAUUCGAAUCCGAAGAAAAUGAGGUCCAGGAGAUACGAAGACCCGGAAUUUUAACCGAUGCUUCCAAGCUGAUGGUGGCAAAAUUGAUAGAUGCUUACCUUGCUGAAAUCGCCAAGGAUCCCAAGUUACCCUUGUCAAAGUUUGUAGACCUAGCUGAAAUGGUGUCUUGCAUCUCUCGACCUUCUCACGAUGGUCUUUACCGAGCCAUUGACAUGUUUCUUAAGGAGCACCCCGGGAUCAGUAAGAGUGAGAGGAAAAGAAUAUGCAAGUUAAUGGACUGCAAGAAACUAUCGGUUGAUGCAUGUAUGCACGCUGUGCAAAACGAGAGGCUCCCGUUGCGUGUAGUUGUGCAGGUUCUGUUUUUCGAGCAGGUAAGGGCUACUACUUCAUCGGGGAGUAGCACUCCUGACUUGCCUAGAGGCCUGAAGGAUCUCAAUAUAAGAUCUCACGGGAGCUCAAGGUCAGCAGCAACCAACCCGGAGGAAGAUUGGGACGCAGUGGCCACAGCCGAGGAACUCAAGGCCCUGAAAGGGGAAAUAGCUGCCUUGAGGAUGGGCAACUGUAUAGGAGGGCGUGAAAGAAAUGGUGGAGAUAGUAGAAAUAGCAUCGACAGAGCCGCUAUUAGUAAAAUGAAAGGUUUACUAAAGUCCAAGAGGAUAUUUUCAAAGAUAUGGUCAAGCAAAGGAAUGCAAGGUGAAAACAGUGGUUCGGAUUCAUCGGAGAGUCUCGGUUCUGUCAAUCCUGAAGAAGCCAAAUCAACACCAUCCAGAAAUAGAAGACAUUCGGUUUCUUAAAGUAAGUGUAAGGAAAACAUGGUAGCAGGCUUUUGGUGUUUGGUUUUAUGGAGCUUUUACUAAAUUCAAGAAUUAGUUUAAUGUUAAUUUAGCUAAAUGAAAGGAUAUAUAUUCAUGAACCAAACCUUGCUGACACUUCACAAUGCUGUAAGGAAAAA